Messenger RNA from Mesorhabditis spiculigera, 273 nucleotides. The record is from the annotation of a GenBank genome assembly. NCBI's taxonomy places the organism in Eukaryota, Metazoa, Nematoda, Chromadorea, Rhabditida, Rhabditidae.
AUGCUGGCUGUAUUUUUCUGUCUGCUUCUCUAUGUCUCUACUUUUUCUACCGUCCAAUGCAUAGAGACCGAAUCCCCUCAAUCCGACGCUGUGCCUGAGCAACUCGACCUGUCCAUCGUCGUGCUGCUCGUCGGGAUGUUCGCCGGCUGCCUCGUCAUGGUCACGCUGCUUAUCGUUUGUUGGAUGAAACUGCCGAUGAAGGACGAAUUCGAGCCGGCAUCGGAGAUGACGCCCAGCCCAUCGGAGAAGCGGAAGGAGAGGCUGGAUUUCGAC